AUGAAGCGAGCAGCUCGUGUAUCGGGCAUGAUGGAAAUCCUCGGAAACGGCGCUUGUGUGCUUCAGCUCUCGCAAGUCAAAGACGGGCGUGAUGUUGACCACACUGUACCCUCAUGUAGUUGUACAGUUCCAGAUUGUGCAAAGCUGAGAGCCGACAUCGUUAGCGGUGUAGUGCCCUCACAUCCCAGCAAGCGAAAUCUGGACAAGACGGCUAUCAACCAUUACAUCAACUAUCUACAGCGGGAUGCCGGGCUACCUCGUGGCAUGAGUGGUGGAUGGAAUGACACCGUGCAAGAGAAACUACAUGCUUGGCUCAUGAAGGAGAAGAAGCGCACCAGAACCAAACAAAAUGCGGGCACAGUCCAUGCCAUCACGGACGGCAGUGUGGAGGACCCCAUCGAGGAGGCUAACUCGGAUACUCAAGAGGCUCCAGACAAGCAGAAGUCCAAGGGCAAGAAAGCUAUCACCAUGGGCGAGGGGCACUCAAGCAAAGAUAGCCGGGACGACAACAAGAAUGCAGGGAACAUCUCCAAUGGCAACGGGGCCAUCACCAUGAGCGAGGGGCACUCCAACAUAGAGAGUGGGGGCGACUCAGAUAGUGACUCGUCAUCCAGUUCGUCCUCGUCGGAUUCCAGUGCGACGCCACAGGCCUCAAGCUCAAAUGCGGCACGCCAACCUGCUGACAGUGAGUGUGUAGAUAUCACAAAAUGGGAGCCUGAAUGGCAUGACGCCUUUCAGAGUCUCACUGUUUUGGAGGACCAGAUUGGGGAAUCGCAGAAGAAGCGUCGCAUUCUCAAAGAUGCGCUCCAGCAUUUGGCAAACGCCCACAAGGCAUGGGCAAACGCCUAG
Messenger RNA from Symbiodinium natans, 849 nucleotides. NCBI's taxonomy places the organism in Eukaryota, Dinophyceae, Suessiales, Symbiodiniaceae. The record is from the annotation of a GenBank genome assembly.